AUGAGGGAAGACGACGACGACGCUUCGUCCUGCGCCUCGAAUGAAGUCGUGGUGGAUGAGGAGGAUGAGGAGGACGAGAUGGAGCACGAGGACGGAAUUCCGGAGCGGAACGGACUCAAGAAGAGCCCAUUUUCGGUUGAGCAGCUACUAGCCAGCCCGCUGGUCCGGCUAGCUCGUGCUCACCGGCAGCUCCUCCAGAUGACGACGUCUCCAGAGCAGGCGAUCGGCUUUGCUGUCUCUGGCUAUCGAGCUUCAUCCUCAGCCAAUGGCCCCAGCGGCUCGGCCGCUUAUUUUCCGGGAUUUCCUGCGUCAUAUGGCGCCGAUUUUACGGCGUAUAUGGCUGCGCAGACGGCGCACAUAGGACUGCAAUGCGGAAUUGACCCAUCUCGAGCAGCAGCCCACGGUAUCCACCUACCCAUCGGGCAACGCCGGAAGCGACGGGUCCUUUUUUCACAAGCACAGGUCUACGAGCUCGAGCGCCAAUUUAAACAAAAGAAAUACCUCACAGCGCCUGAACGAGAACAGCUAGCCCACACCAUCCAUCUCACCCCCACCCAGGUAAAGAUUUGGUUCCAGAACCAUCGAUACAAGUGCAAGCGGCAGGAGAAGGAGAAGGCGAUGACCGAGGGCCGUCCACCCCGUGAAGACACCGCAACACCGCAGAGUCCACCACCGCCAGGGCAUGACAAAUCACCAAUGCCCUCCUCGAAUAAGGUGAAAGAAGACGUGCUGCCCGAACUCAAGGCCCCGCCGCUGUAUUCGAAUACCGUACCCCCAGCCGUGUACGGCCAGCCGUUCGCCUUCACGUUCCCGUCGUAUCCGGGGCCGUACUACGGCCAUGUGCGUCCGGGAUGG
Molecule: messenger RNA, 855 nt
Organism: Mesorhabditis spiculigera
Lineage: Eukaryota; Metazoa; Nematoda; Chromadorea; Rhabditida; Rhabditidae
Source: the annotation of a GenBank genome assembly